AUGAAGGAGCUUGGCAUUGAAGAACUAGAAGAGAUGUCGCAGUGUGUACCACACCAAUUUGAGAGUUGGACCAAGGCUAAGAAGAAAGAAUACCUGGAGGAGUUAGCAGCAACAAUUGUCGACAAGUAUAUUCUCGAUACAGCCAAACACAAAAAGAUUGCCCUUGCCACCAGCCAGCUAGAAGAAAAGCAGUUGCAAAGGCUGAAAGAUAUGACAUCAAGUGGCAGAUAUAAGUGUCGGGUCCCUGGUUGCAACAAGACAUUUAGGUCCGAUGGGAAAUGGCGACAUACUCACGAGCCAGUCUCACAAUCCACCAGUCAACAUAGAAGAGCAACCACUGCUGACUGA
Paramuricea clavata is the source of this 348-nucleotide messenger RNA. The record is from the annotation of a GenBank genome assembly. NCBI's taxonomy places the organism in Eukaryota, Metazoa, Cnidaria, Anthozoa, Malacalcyonacea, Plexauridae.